Panicum hallii is the source of this 1205-nucleotide messenger RNA. RefSeq names its product serine/arginine-rich splicing factor SR45a-like. The transcript is spliced from 7 exons. Gene Ontology annotation, molecular function: RNA binding. Gene Ontology annotation, biological process: positive regulation of mRNA splicing, via spliceosome. Gene Ontology annotation, cellular component: spliceosomal complex. Bases 139 to 972 code for a protein of 277 amino acids. The record is from RefSeq and is a predicted model, not a curated record. NCBI's taxonomy places the organism in Eukaryota, Viridiplantae, Streptophyta, Magnoliopsida, Poales, Poaceae.
CGGAGCCAUUUCGAGCGGAGAGCGCCCCACGCCGGAAAGGGAGAGUAGGGGAGAAGCGAACGCGUCAGCCAAACCCUAGCCCAGCGCGCGACCUCCGGGAGCUCCACCGCGUCCGUCGCCGCCGCCCCGCUUCGCAACAUGGCCGAUUCCCCGCGCAGGAGGUACUCGAGGUCCCCUUCCCCUUACAGCAGGGGGCACCCAAAAGCAAGGUCAAGGUCACGGUCCCCAGUUCGGUCUCAGUCUAGGUCACCUGUGCCUGAUCCUAGAUCUCAGGCAAGGUCAAGAUCUAGAAGCCAUGAGAGGGAGGAGGAGGCUGUUAACCGUGGAAAUACUUUAUAUGUGACUGGACUCUCUUCUAGGGUGACUGAAAGGGAAAUUAAAGAUUAUUUCUCGAAGGAAGGAAGGGUGGUUGGUUGCCAUGUUGUUCUUGAACCCCAUACACGUGUUUCGCGUGGAUUUGCCUUUGUCACCAUGGACACUGUUGAAGAAGCUGACCGUUGCAUCAAGUAUCUUAACAAUUCUGAGAUGGAAGGCCGAAACAUUACAGUUGAAAAGUCACGCCGUGGUCGCCCAAGGACACCAACUCCCGGAAGCUAUCUUGGUCACCGGUACGAGCGUAGAGACCGUGGGAGAUACCGCCGCGGCUAUGGCGGUGGUCGUGAUGAGUAUUACGGCAACGGCGGCGGCGGCGGCGGCUAUGGCUACCGCAGGUCUCCACCUCCUGUGUAUUCCUACAGGGAGAGUCGGGACUACCCGUCGUACAGGGAUACUCGAGACUACCCUCCCUACAGGGACUACUCCCCCCACAGGGACCCCCGAGACUACUAUGAGAGCAGGGGCGGUCGGGGGUACUCCCCGCCACCUUAUGGCGGGGGCAGGUCAAGAAGGGAUCGAUCGAUCUCGCCGUAUCGGAUGCCGGAGAGAGGCUAUGGUGGUGGUGGCCGCCGUGGUGGCGGUGGCUAUGACAGGUAAAAGGCUUUUGCCCCUCCCCAUCCCGGGGGAGCACCGUAUGUCAAGAUGUAUGGCCAUGGCCUGGUGUUCUGCUUGCUGCCUGGUGGUGGUGGCCCUCCCGUGACUGCUGGUAGAUUGUUGUAGCUGUACUUGCGUACUGUUUGCCGUGUCUCUGGAUUUCAAGAAUUUGUAUGGACAGCUUGUUUGUAGGUUUGCAAUGAUAACUUCUAAAGAAUGACUGGGGACUUGUUCCA